This is a messenger RNA of Oenanthe melanoleuca, 1345 nucleotides long. Its product is annotated as glycine N-acyltransferase-like protein 3. The transcript has 5 exons. Lineage: Eukaryota; Metazoa; Chordata; Aves; Passeriformes; Muscicapidae. Bases 126 to 959 code for a protein of 277 amino acids. Gene Ontology annotation, molecular function: glycine N-acyltransferase activity. Gene Ontology annotation, cellular component: mitochondrion. The record is from RefSeq and is a predicted model, not a curated record.
CACCGGGCCAGCCCUGGGGCCACCUGGGAACGGGUGCUCAGCUGGGACACUCUGGGACAUUGCCCCAGUGCCACCAGCUCCCCACGGAUCCUCGGUGUCACUGCCUGCCGCACAGUCACGGAGCCAUGCUGAUCCUGAGAUGCCCAGCCCAGCUGCAGCUCCUGGAGGAGACCCUGCGGAAGAGCCUGCCGACCACCCUGCCGGUCCUGGGGACUGUGAUGACAGUGGCCAGGGGGAACCCGGCCUCCCACGAGGUGCUGGUGGACUCCUGGCCCCAUUUCAGCAUUGUCCUGACCCGCCUGCGCCCAGAGGACCACAGGGACCCCAGGGACUACUACACCAACCAGCUAUCUGUGUUCUACCGGGACAAGGGAGCCCUGCAGGCACUGCUGGAAGGCAGUGAGGCGGUGGCCCAUGGAAGAGCCUUCCAGAUUCUGGGGAUGCAGGAUGGGCUGGAUGAGGCCGUGCAGGAGGUGGCCAGUGCCAGGGGGCUGAAGGUGGAGACGAUCCGGUACUGGGCGCUGAUGAGCCCUGAGCCCCCCCAGCCCCGCAGCCAGAUACCCUCAGGCCUGCGCCUGGCGCCUGUGUCCCCAUCCCACGUCCCUCUGCUCAACGCCACGUGGGCGCUGGGGGGCAAUGCCCGCAGCCGGGCGUUCCUGCUGGGGCUGGUGCGGACGCUGCCCUCCGCCUGCCUGCUGGACGUGCGCGGCCGCCCGGUGUCCUGGAGCCUGCUGGACGGGCAGGGCUGCCUGCGCCACGGCUACACGGUACCCGCCUGGCGCGGCCGCGGCCUCACCGGGGUCCCGCUGGCCGCGCUGGGCCGGCAGCUGCACGCCCGCGGCUUCCCCGUCUACGGCGCCGUGCUGCCCCACAACACGGCCUCGCUGCGUGCCCUGCAAGCCGUCGGCUUCCUGCUCCAGCCCGGAACCUUCUACAUGAUCCUGGGCACCCCAGAGUAGUGCCCAAGGACAGGGCGCCUGUCCUAGGGGUGGGGUCACCUGGGCCCAGGGGGGUCUGGAACCCCACCCUGUGGGAGAGGGAAACACCCCAGUUCCCACACUGAGCUCACUGUAGAGCCGUUCACUCUGGUCCCUACUGAUAGCACUGACAGGAACAUCCCAGAUUCCAUACUCAGCUCAGAAUGUGGCAUGUUCACUCUGAUCCUACUGAUAGCACUGAUGGGAACAUCCUGAAUCCCACACGGAGCCGUUCUCUCCCAUCCCCGGCGGGGUGCGGCAGGGGCGAGGCGGGGGGCUGGAGAAAGGCUUUUAUUCGUUCAUACAAGAAUAGAUCUUCUGCAAUAAAUACCCCAAUAAAUAAACAUCUCCAAUAAAUAAACACUCAU